Messenger RNA from Galleria mellonella (greater wax moth), 1880 nucleotides. RefSeq names its product outer dynein arm-docking complex subunit 4-like. The record is from RefSeq and is a predicted model, not a curated record. Gene Ontology annotation, molecular function: protein binding. The transcript has a single exon. Lineage: Eukaryota; Metazoa; Arthropoda; Insecta; Lepidoptera; Pyralidae. Bases 99 to 1880 code for a protein of 593 amino acids.
ACAAAAUGCUAUUUAUGACUAAAUUAUAAUUUAGAACAUGAUUUACUAAUUGUGAAUUUAAUUUUAUUGAAACACGUAUUGGAAUACAAAUAUAUAAAAUGGAAGAAAAACAACUUUACGGUGCGUUAACAGUUUAUCGUGAAAGAGGUGCAUGUUUACGUCGCCUCGAACAAUUUGAGAAAGCGAAAGCCUCUUUUGAUGAGGCUUUUAAGAGUGCACCAAAUGAUGUACGGACACUUACUGGUCGCAGUCAAGUGUGUGCUGAUGCUGUACAACCAAUACAAGCGUAUGCAGAUGCUGAAGUUGCACUUAAGCUCGAACCUGGUAAUAUGAUAGCACGUAAUAUGCAAGCCCGAGCUAUGUACACAAUGUCCGAUUUUGAAAGAUCCGUUGUUAUGAACUUCCGGGGUGUUAGAGUUCGUCGUCAACCACCUUAUUUUUUAGAAGGGAUUAACCAAGGUAUUGAAACUAUACAAGAUUGCAUAGGAAACAAUGCAGGCGGUGUUAUGUUAGGUUUUUUGCCCUUAAUCAAAGAAACAGAAGCAACUCGCACAGAUAAAAAUGCACCUCAAAAAUCCCUUCAUGUCUCUAGGAUUCCACAACCAGAAAGAAAACGCAAAUUGACACAAAUAGAAGCACGGAAACAUCUGACUUUAUCUAGAGUCCUCGCCAUGAAAUAUCUUGGACCAAUGGCAUAUGAUAAAUUUUUUCUUCAGGAGCUUACGGAAGAUCCUCGUAUAAAAUCUGCAAAUUCAAGUGGCAGUCUUCAAUUGAAAGCUAUUGUAAAGGAGGCACUUCGUUCAUUAAAUGAGCGUCAAGAUAUGUUGCGCUCACAACGACCAUAUUAUACUAUUAAACUAGCAGAAAAGGCUGAAUCUAAAUACCAAAAUAAAUAUAAGGAGGCUAUAUUAAUAAAAGAACGCGAAAUAGGGGCACGUACUUCCGAACGUCUGUUAAAACAAAUUGAAAAAAGCUUACGUGACAAUCGUAUAAUGGACUUGAUAGCACAAGCUGAGCGCAUGCAAUUGUUUCUUGAUUCGAAAACGCCUCGAACACUGCCUGACAAGGAAGUUUACACAGAUCGAUUAUAUAGGGCAGUCGGAGAAGGGUAUCUGGCUCAGCAUCGUUUAUCUUAUACUCUCAGUGAGCGUGGAAAUCGCCGAAGGAUUGCUUUCCUUAUGGGUCUUCCUGUAGGUCGACCGCAGUCAUUUGAUUCUGUAAUGGCCAAUUAUCCAUACAAGUUUAUUGAUAUCAAACAAGCGACGGAGAAAGUGAUCACUACGCUUGAGAUGUGUGAAAAUGCUACAAUGAAAUGCUGGUUAAUGUAUGAGCUUGCACGACUUUUAUGUACUCAAAAAAACUAUGCACUUGCAAAAUUUUAUGCAAAAAGAUGUCAAAGAGAAGCUCAGGAACUAACGAACGUCACGUGGUGGUUAAAUGGAUGUUUCGUGUUAAUGAGUGGUGAUAUGCAACAAGGUAACGUUAAUGAGGUCCGUAUUCAAGUUGAAGAAGCUUACGAAUGGUCAAAGAAAUUACAAGACCCGGAACGCGUCCAAGCGUUUUUAUGUAAAUGCGCGGAAAUGGCAGCGGAAGCUGUAUCUGCCGAUGAACGCAAGGCAAUAAUACAGAGAGAGAAACAAAUAGUUGCCAUCAUGGAUGACUCGCAAAAGGUAAAAACUCAAGUACUAUUUAAACGUAUGUCGACUGUUCCAACUGGCAGGCGAUUUUCGGUAUUACCUCGUAAACAAGAGUUUAGCCAAGAACGUGCCGAGCGUCGUCAACGUCUCCAAAGAGGACUGUCAGUUAUUCCGGGACAAGAACGGACUUUACCUGCACCACCUCGAUCGGGCACUCUUGGUUUUCAGCUUUUCGAUAUAUAA